Oikopleura dioica is the source of this 345-nucleotide messenger RNA. The record is from the annotation of a GenBank genome assembly. NCBI's taxonomy places the organism in Eukaryota, Metazoa, Chordata, Appendicularia, Copelata, Oikopleuridae.
AUGCCAGUAAAUCCUGAUCAACCUAUCGAGCAACUCUUGAUCGAUGUCCAUGAGUUCACCCCAGUCCUGCCAGAUACCGUCAGUCAUUUGCUACUCAGCAGAUCCGGGCUUGACACAGAACACGAUCCGCGAAUCGCCCGAAUCGCCUCCCUCGCUGCUCAGAAGUUCAUCUCGGACAUUCUGCUCGACGCGCGCCAGGUGUCCCUCAACCGAGCCAAUAAAGAAAUGCGCAACGCGGGCAGCAAAUCCAAGGACAAGCCCAAGAACGUGCUGACAAUGGAGGAUCUUUCCCAGGCCACGGAGAAAAUCGGCAUCACCAUUCGAAAACCACCAUACUACCAUUGA